UUUGCACGUUGUACAUCUCUUCGCCCGCAACGGCAAGCUAACCUACAGUGUGGGAGCGGAGAAGUGAUUUAGAUAACGUAAUCACUUCUAAUUACGCGGUGAAACCUUAAAAUACACAUACAGCAUCCCCCUGUUCAAAUCAUUUAACCAAAGAUAUGGUGAUGGAGAAACCCAGUGCCCAGCUUGUCGGGCGAGAGUUUGUCCGACAGUACUACACUCUUCUCAACCAGGCCCCUGACUACCUGCACAGAUUCUAUGGCAAGAACUCGUCUUUUGUACAUGGAGGAUUCGACAACAAUGGCAAACCAGCAGAGGCAGUUUAUGGUCAAUCGGAAAUUCACAAAAAAGUCAUGGCGUUACGGUUUCAGGACUGCCACACAAAAAUCCGACACGUGGACGCGCACGCUACACUCAGCGAGGGAGUGGUGGUGCAGGUCAUGGGGGAGCUCUCCAACAACAUGCAGCCCAUGAGGAGGUUCAUGCAGACCUUUGUCCUCGCCCCUGAGGGCACAGUUGCAAACAAGUUCUACGUCCACAAUGACAUAUUUCGCUACCAGGAUGAGAUCUUUGGCGACUCGGAUUCUGAGCCACUUGAGGAGUCUGAGGAGGAAGCUGAGGAUCUUGAGGACAGGACGGCGUCACCCACAGUUGUUCAAGAGGACUCUGCCCCCUUCUAUGAACAGACAGCAUGUGCGGAACCAGAGGUGCCGGGCCAGGACCAGAGGUGCCAGGAGGAGGUAGACUCAGCCCCCGAGGCGCCGCCAGUAACGGAGCCUGAGCCUCCCGUCAUCGAGCUGCAGCCGGAGCUGGCCGCCGAAGCAGAGGCACCCACGUCGGAGCCCGCUGAGAUGGCACCCUCGUCCCCAACGCCCGCCGACCCAGCCCCCGCAAUGCCAGAGGAGAACAGACCGUUCUCCUGGGCCUCGGUCACCAGUAAAAACUUGCCACCGGGUGGAGCGGUCCCCGUCACAGGAGUGCCCCCUCAUGUUGUUAAAGCCCAGCCCACACAGCAACCCAGGGUAGAGGUCAAGGCAGAGGCUCCGGCCGCAACACAGAGGCCCCAGAGGGACCAGAGGGACCAGAGACCCAGAGAUCCCCGACCCGGGCCCCCAAUCACCAACAGGGGGCCGAGACCACCAGUGCGGGAAGGAGAGCAGGGUGAGAUGGAGAUCCGCAGGGCUAUCCGCUACCCCGACAGCCAGCAGCUCUUCGUGGGGAACGUGCCACACGACGUGGACAAGGCUGAGCUCAAGGAGUUCUUUGAACAAUACGGCACUGUGCUGGAGCUAAGAAUCAACAGCGGGGGGAAACUGCCCAACUUCGGCUUCGUGGUGUUUGACGACGCUGAGCCUGUGCAGAAAAUCCUCAGCAGCCGGCCGAUCAAGUUUAGAGGUGACAUCCGCCUGAACGUGGAGGAGAAGAAGACGAGGUCAGCCAGAGAAGGUGAUAGGAGAGAUAUCCGCCCGCGAGGUCCUGGAGGCCCUCGUGAUAAGAUCGGAGGUCCCCGGGGGCCCAUGGGCCGUGGCGGCCUCUCCCAGAAGCCCAGCUUUGGAGGCGGAAGAGGUGGCGGACCCGGUGAGGGGCGAUUCUCUGCUCCACGCCAGUAAACCCCAACCCCCACCCCUCCAACCCCCGAAUUUUCUGUCUGAUCCCCCUUCCCAUCUCCUCUCAGCCACUACUGACGCAGGUCAAACUGUUUGACAUGGACCCCCUUUUCCCUACGCCCCCUACCCCACAGCUCGGUCAUGCCCUCAGUCUCUCCUCAGUUCCUGAAACUUCACCUUUUUACUCUUGAGUCUCUCUCUCUCUCUGGCUCGCCUGUCUGGUAGAGGAUGGUGGAUAGACCCAGUUUUGCUGGGACUCUGAAAAUACUGUCUCUUACUUUAUGUUCAGAACUUGAAUUUGUUGUAGAUGGUGGGGAAAAUAAUCGAAGAUGCGAGGACAACAAUUACUUGAAUUGGGGAAAAAAAAGGAAAAUGACACAAGAAAUCAAGAGUCUGUUUUUUAGCGUUCUCUCCUUGUUUCUUAAAGGAACGUGUUUUUACUGCGUAUUGCUAGCACCCGCAUUCAGGUUAAGUGCAGGUUUUGAUUUUAUUUAGAAGUAUUGCCACGUUGGAUCAUGGUUGUGUACAGGUGACUUAGUAGCAUGGGGAAUACAAAUGAACCCUGUUUGCCUUUUAACUGUUGCACUUCAGAAAAACGCCACUGUCGAGAGAACAAUAAACUUGGUGUAAUAUUUUAA
Molecule: messenger RNA, 2242 nt
Organism: Engraulis encrasicolus (European anchovy)
Lineage: Eukaryota; Metazoa; Chordata; Actinopteri; Clupeiformes; Engraulidae
Gene: g3bp1
Product: GTPase activating protein (SH3 domain) binding protein 1
Exons: 12
Coding region: 156-1607 (483 amino acids)
Cellular component (GO): cytosol; ribonucleoprotein complex
Molecular function (GO): mRNA binding
Source: RefSeq, a predicted model, not a curated record